Fundulus heteroclitus (mummichog) is the source of this 4219-nucleotide messenger RNA. RefSeq names its product cadherin 2, type 1, N-cadherin (neuronal) (gene cdh2). The transcript has 16 exons. The coding region runs from base 82 to 2799 and encodes 905 amino acids. Gene Ontology annotation, biological process: calcium-dependent cell-cell adhesion; adherens junction organization; cell morphogenesis. Gene Ontology annotation, molecular function: cadherin binding; calcium ion binding. The record is from RefSeq and is a predicted model, not a curated record. NCBI's taxonomy places the organism in Eukaryota, Metazoa, Chordata, Actinopteri, Cyprinodontiformes, Fundulidae. Gene Ontology annotation, cellular component: presynaptic active zone membrane; postsynaptic specialization membrane; postsynaptic density.
CGGAUUCCGAAGCCGAGGGAGGGGGAAAUAAAAAAAAAAAAAAAAAAAAACAGAAAAGAUAAAGGAGUGACGGGCGUACCAAUGUUCUCGUUACACGAGGGUAGCGGGCAGCUUGUGCUCUGCCUCCUAGCAGGACUGCAGAUUGCAGCGGAGGCCAGGGGUGCCCCACCGCCAUGCAGGCCGGGCUUCUCUGAAGAUCUCUACACGGUCGUGGUUCCAGAUAUCACAGAGAAAGGAUGGCCUCUUUUCAACGUGAAGUUUGUCAGCUGUGGCCGAGGAGGUCUGGUGCGGUUCGAAUGCAGCAAUCCAUCCGACUUCCGGAUAGAGGACGACGGAGUAGUUUACGCGGCGAGGACUCUUCAGCGCACCGCGGCCCCUGCUUCGUCCUUGCUGAUCAAGGCUGUAGACGCCGCCACUCAGCAGCAAUGGGUGACACAAGUCAAGAUGAUGCCUCCCACGCAGGUCCAGGAACGUGCCGUCCCGCCAGUCACGUCAAAGAAUUUAAACGAAAUAGUGUUUCCGUCGCAAAAUGCGGACAGCACGCUGAAACGCAUAAAAAGAGACUGGGUCAUCCCUCCAAUCAAUGUGCCGGAGAACUCCAGAGGCCCGUUCCCACAGGAGCUUGUCCGGAUUCGCUCGGAUCAUGAUAAAAACCGGUCCCUGAGAUACAGUGUGACGGGUCCGGGCGCCGAUCAGCCCCCCACUGGAAUCUUCACCAUCGAUCCCAUUUCUGGAGAACUGUCUGUCAACAAGCCCCUCGAUCGAGAGCACAUCCCCAACUUUCAUUUGAGAGCUCAUGCGGUAGACCUGAAUGGCAACCAGGUGGAAAACCCCAUAGAUAUUGUGAUCAACGUGAUUGACAUGAAUGACAACCGGCCUGAGUUCAGCCACCAGAUCUGGAAUGGGACUGUCCCAGAGGGCUCCAAACCUGGAACCUAUGUUAUGACUGUAACGUCUGUUGACAAGGAUGACCCCAAAACGGCGAAUGGCAUGCUCCGAUACAAGAUCUUGUCCCAGACUCCAGACAGUCCAUCCUCCAAUAUGUUCACGAUCAACAACAAAACUGGAGGCAUCAUUACAGUGGCUGCAGGCCUGGACAGAGAGAAAGUGCCUCGGUACACUUUGAUCAUCCAGGCGACUGACAUGGAGGGUAAUCCCAUGUACGGCCUGUCCAACACAGCCACCGCCGUCAUCAGAGUCACCGACAUCAAUGACAAUCCGCCGGAGUUUACUGCUGAGAUGUUUUUUGGGGAGGUGCCGGAGAAUGCCGUGAAUAUUAUAGUGGCCAACCUGACGGUGACUGACAAGGACCAGCCCAACACACCCGCCUGGAACGCAGUGUACAAAAUCACCGGGGGCGACCCCACCGGCAGGUUCUCGGUUCCCACCGAUCCAACAACUAACGAGGGUCUGGUAACAGUUGUCAAGCCCAUUGACUUUGAAAUGGACAGAAAGUAUGUGCUGAUAGUGGAAGCGAGAAACGAGGUUCCCCUGACCAUCCAGUCUCCAAGACAGUCCACCGCCACCGUCUCCAUCAGAGUAUUGGACGUCAAUGAGAGUCCUUACUUUGAUCCCAACCCCAAACUUAUCAAGCUGGAAGAGGGGAUGCUGCCCGAGUCGACGCUGACGACGUUCACCGCGCAGGAUCCAGAUCGAUACCAGACGCAAAUGAUCAGAUAUUCCAAGCUCUCAGAUCCGGCCAACUGGCUGAGGAUUGACCCAAGCACUGGCCGGAUUACAACAAUUGCCAUUUUGGACCGGGAGUCGCCCUAUGUGAAGAACAGCUUAUACAAUGCAACAUUCCUGGCCACUGACAACGGCAAGCGACCGGCAAGCGGCACGGGCACUCUUCAGAUUUUCCUGCUAGAUAUCAACGACAACGCGCCGAAGGUGUUCCCCCAGGAGGCCGAGAUAUGCGAGAAACCCGAGCCGAACGCCAUCAACAUCACCGCGCUCGACGGGGACCUGAACCCCAACGCAGGCCCGUUCGCGUUCGAGCUAGCCCACAGGCCCUCGGACAUCAAGAAGAACUGGACCAUAACGAGAAUAAGCGGCGAAUACGCCCAGAUGAGCCUCAAGAUUGGUUUCCUCGAAAGUGGGAUCUAUGAGGUCCCCAUCAUAAUCACAGACUCUGGCAACCUGCCCAUGUCCAAUACCUCCUACCUGCGGAUUAAAGUGUGCCAGUGCGACAUGAACGGAGACUGCACCGACCAGCAGCACAUCAUGGCCGCUGGUCUGGGCACAGGAGCCAUUAUAUCCAUCCUCCUCUGCAUCAUCAUCCUUCUCAUUCUAGUGCUGAUGUUUGUGGUGUGGAUGAAGCGGCGCGACAAAGAGCGUCAGGCCAAGCAGCUCCUUAUCGAUCCUGAAGAUGAUGUGAGGGACAAUAUUCUCAAGUACGAUGAAGAAGGUGGCGGAGAGGAGGAUCAGGAUUAUGACCUGAGUCAGCUCCAGCAGCCAGACACGUUAGAGCCCGAUGCCAUCAAGCCAGUGGGAAUCCGCCGUCUAGACGAGAGACCCCUCCACCCCGAGCCGCAGUAUCCAAUGAGGUCAGCGGCACCCCAUCCCGGAGACAUCGGAGACUUCAUCAAUGAGGGACUGAAGGCAGCCGACAACGACCCCACCGCGCCUCCCUACGACUCCCUGCUAGUGUUCGACUACGAGGGCAGCGGCUCCACGGCCGGCUCCCUAAGCUCGCUCAACUCGUCCAGCAGCGGGGGCGACCAGGACUACGACUAUCUCAACGACUGGGGCCCUCGCUUCAGGAAACUGGCGGACAUGUACGGCGGGAGCGACGACUAGGACGCGCCCCGGCACGCCACGACGGACGAAGAGUUACGAUUUUUAAAACCCGAAGUGAAGGAAAAAUUUCCCAUCGAAGGACACAUACAGCUUCUGAUAUUCCCUGAGAGUGAUAGAACUGUGACUGCAAAGGUACAAAUAAUAAACAUUGAUUCUGAAUUUUUUUCUAAAAACUAAACACACACACACACAAAAAAAAAAAAAAACCCAACCAACCAACCUAGGCUUAUUGUUGUAGUCUACGCAUACAUAUGCUUGUUGAAAGCUUAGGCAUAGCCUGUGCUCCAAGUGUGAAGGAUGUGGGGAGAUAACGCUCGGUGGACUGUCGCCACUCAGAUUGUCGGUAUUGAAUGCGCUCAGUUAAACUUGAAUUUCACAGUACAGAAGCACUGGGAUAUAAUGUGCCUUUUUGUACAUUUUUCUUUUUUUUUUCUCUUUUCUUUUUUUUUUUUGGAUCUAAAUGAUUAGUUUUAUGUUCAAGGCUUUAAUGGUACUGACUUUUGGAGUGAUUUCAAACAAAGUAUGUUACACUCUGGUAUGCUUCUACGUGCUUUUUUUUUCUUCUUUUUUUUUGGUCACACGAUGCUCCUGUUUUGAAGAAUAUUUAAAUAAAUCUCGGAUGGAAGAAAAAGCGAUUAAGAGCAGCACUGUACAGUAUGCUAGACCUUCAGUUUCUCACAAAAAAUAAAAAAAUUAUGCAGCUGGUUGCAAAUAAAGGGAGUUAUAAAUCACACUUUUUGUAGCAGAUUUGGUUUUUCUUUACAUUUUCUUUUUUUUUUUUUUUUGAGGUGAUGUAGUAUUUUACAAAAACGAUUAAAAAAAACAGUUUUGGUCUAAUCUAUGUACACUUAAUUUGCCUUAGUCAUGAUCAGAUACUUUUCAACUUUUUCUUCACUGUAAAAAGACGUGUGUACAUACUGUUUUCUUUUACUUUAUCUCUUUUUUUUUUGAUGUAGUAUUAUGAAGCAGUGCAAAAGUUACAAACUUGUAAAUGUAUAAUUUGGACAACAAAUUCCAAGUUUUUUGCAUGUUUUUAUCUUUUCAUGAUGACAAAAAAUUUGAGAGGAAAAAAAAGAAAUUGUUUCCCAAAUUUAUUUAAAAGUGAAACAAUACAGUUCUGGUUGACAUUACAUGUGUAGGAAUAAAGUUUUUUUUGUAUAAAAAAAGAAAUAAAAAAAAAAUAAAACGACAAAAAAAAAUGGAAGUAGUGAUCUUGUCCGCACAUUAUUUGACUUUGUACCAAAAAAAUAAAUACAAGGGAGUGUGGGCUGAGUAACAUGCUGAUGGGCACUGACUAUUGAUUCAGCUUUAAGACUGGAAAAAAGGGUUCGGACUUGAGCCUUGUGGAUAACGGUGUGUACUGGAACACAAAUUAUACAUCUCUGACCCCCAAUCAUCCAAAUAAAAUGCUGAUUUUGGA